Messenger RNA from Diaporthe batatas, 894 nucleotides. RefSeq lists its product as uncharacterized. The transcript has 4 exons. Bases 1 to 894 code for a protein of 297 amino acids. Gene Ontology annotation, biological process: mitochondrial respiratory chain complex I assembly; iron-sulfur cluster assembly. The record is from RefSeq and is a predicted model, not a curated record. Gene Ontology annotation, cellular component: mitochondrion. Gene Ontology annotation, molecular function: ATP binding; ATP-dependent FeS chaperone activity; 4 iron, 4 sulfur cluster binding. NCBI's taxonomy places the organism in Eukaryota, Fungi, Ascomycota, Sordariomycetes, Diaporthales, Diaporthaceae.
AUGACCGUCAUGACCCCCAUACAACGACGUUUCUUCAGCACCCUCCGUGCUCUACAACAUGAGAACCCUCUCGGCCUCCCGCGUACAGGUUCCAUCCCACGGAUGCAGCGUGGCCUUCCUGAACGGCGCAAGAUCAAGGAUGUCGCCAAGGUCAUCGCCGUGUCCUCCGCAAAGGGCGGCGUAGGCAAGAGCACCAUCGCCGCCAACCUGGCUCUUUCCUUUGCGAGGCUGGGCCACCGCUCCGGUAUCCUGGACACGGACAUCUUUGGGCCGUCGAUCCCAACGCUGUUCAACCUCAACGAGGAGCCUCGGCUUUCUGAAAAUAACCAGCUGCUUCCUCUUUCGAACUAUGGCGUCAAGACCAUGUCCAUGGGCUACCUGGUCGGCGAGGACGCCCCUGUUGUGUGGCGCGGCAUGAUGGUCAUGAAGGCCUUGCAGCAGCUCCUCCACGAGGUCCACUGGGGCGGUCUGGACGUGCUUGUCCUGGACCUGCCACCGGGAACUGGCGACACGCAGUUGAGCAUCACACAGCAGAUCGUGCUGGAUGGCUCGUUGAUUGUGACAACACCACACUCCCUCUCCGUCAAGGACGCCAUAAAGGGCAUCAACAUGUUCAAGAAGGUCAACGUGCCCCUCCUGGGACUAGUCAACAACAUGUCCCUCUUCACCUGCCCGGACUGCGGCGGGCAGCACCACAUCUUUGGCCGCAGCGACGGCGUCCAGCGCGUGUGCGCCGACCACGCCAUCGACUUCCUCGGCGACGUCCCUCUGCACCAGAACAUCGGCAGCCAUGCGCAGGAGGGCAAGCCGACUGUCGUCGCGGAGCCUGGUAGCGAGCGGGCCGAGUUGUUCCUAGGCAUGGCGAGGAGCCUUGGGGGAAAGAUUGGGCUCUAG